Molecule: messenger RNA, 3891 nt
Organism: Mycosarcoma maydis (corn smut)
Lineage: Eukaryota; Fungi; Basidiomycota; Ustilaginomycetes; Ustilaginales
Exons: 1
Coding region: 1-3891 (1296 amino acids)
Biological process (GO): protection from non-homologous end joining at telomere; interstrand cross-link repair; double-strand break repair via nonhomologous end joining
Molecular function (GO): damaged DNA binding; 5'-3' DNA exonuclease activity
Source: RefSeq, a predicted model, not a curated record
AUGACCAACUCGCAUGGGUACGUGCUCGAGUAUCCACGCAUCCGUGUCGAUCACUUCGACCAAGCGCCUGUUCCACUCCCUCGCUCGCUUUUAGCACAUCGUCGUACGGUCCUCAAGCAACCCUUGGCUCCCGCUCACGACUCUGAUAGCCUCCCAUUUGCGCCCGAGCAAACCCACUUUGACAAGCCACUACUCUACCUCUUGACACACAUCCAUACCGACCACCUCAAAGGUCUCGACAGACCAGGCAUCACUGCACCCAUCUACUGUACUGCCGCCACGAAAGAGCUUCUUCUCAAAUACGAGCGUCAAAAGACACGCAUUGAAAAGGAUCGCGAUGGAUUACAUUCGAAUCGUGUCGGCGUGCUACGACCCUAUGCUCACCUACGCGUAACCGAUGACCACGCUACAGCAAGGGCAAAGCUGUCUGGCUACCAAUCGACAAGCCUUGAUCUACUACAUCCUCUUCCGUACAAUGUACCCACCAAAGUGCAGUAUACUCCAACUUCGAGCGUCACCUUGACACUGAUUGAGAGCAAUCAUAUGUUUGGAGCGACCAUGUUUCUCAUUCAAGGCGCUUGCGGCGCAGUUCUGCACACAGGCGACAUGCGAGCAGAGGAAUGGUGGUGCGAGGCUCUGAAGAGAAAUCCCUUUCUUUCGCCAUAUCUGUGUUGGAAUUGGCAAGAUCAUGAGGCCGAAGCGAACAGCCAGGCGAACGGCCAUCACCAACAGCACGUUUGGGCCCAUCAGAUCGAGUCUCUCGACAGCACGACUUCAUUGUCUCAACAGGCCUCAGACAAUCAAUCACAGUCGCAACCCGACUCUCAAUCUCAAGAUCGCCACGUCCAAAGCCCUUCAAACGACCUCGAAUCGGACAGCUCCAUGCUCAUAGCAACAGCUACCACCAAGAAACGGCCUCAACUUCGCCUUCGCAACAUUUACCUCGACACCGAGCUCCUCCUCUGUAACCAGAAGGUACCCACCAAGCAGCAAGCAUGCCUCGACACGAUCACACUCAUGCGCUUGUAUCCCUCCACCACCGUCUUCUUCCUCAACUGCUGGACGUGGGGCUACGAAGACAUGCUCAUUCUCACAGCCAAAGCCUUUGGCUGCAAGAUCCACGUCGACCGCUUCAAGUACAUCAUGUACAAGGCUGCACGAUGCGAAGCUCCCUUUCUCGCCGACGUUGUCACUCAGGAUAGCAGCAAGACUCGGUUUCAUGCGUGUGAAAGACACAAUGCAUGCUCCCACGUUCAAGGAAUCGCUUCCCGCUACUCGUCCACCGCCGAUCCAUCGUGGGCUAAAGAGGCAUUGGCAGCACACUCGCAAAUCGACACCGGUAGUCUAGACCCAAGACUGCGGUGGGGACCGCUUCGGCCUCAAGCAGAUCCACUGCUGGUAUACAUCAACCCGGCUCAGAUCGCCGCCGACAAGUGGCCUUCUAUGUUCCAGGACACCAAAGACCGACUGCAAGCCGCACAGAAACUCGAAACUGCUUGGCCUGAAGCGCUAGUCAUGCCGAUCGAGCGUCAUUCGACCUUACCCGAGCUCCAAAUGUUUGUAGGGCUCUUUCGGCCAAGAACUGUGUCACCGAACACCAUCUUGGAUCCCAAGGGAGGUCUUGACUACUACCUGCUUCAUCACCUGUUUGGCCACUUGCUAGCUGGCGCAGACGACCGCCGUAAGAUGGCCGAAGAAGGGGUCUCAAUGCUUGGAAACAAGACGUGGAGCUUCUACGAGGCGCAAUUAGCGAGGGCGCGGGAACAGGCGCAAGCAAAUCGUGCUGUCAGCGGUCACGAUUCGACAGAAGCUGUCCGGGCCACAAGCGGUAGUAUCAACGGCAGUGGACAUGGAGAGAGCAUGCGAGAGAGUCUGGACGCAUGGCAGCUGGAUCGACUGUCCAAGUUGAGAGGAAUCAACUACAAAGGUCUGAUGAUGCAGAAUAUGGCAGGCAACUUGGCGGCCAUGUUGGAGAUUGAACGAUGGAGAACAGCGGCGGGAAUUCAAGAGCCAUCAGAAGGUCUGAAUACUGUCAUCGAGCAGUCGUUGGCGAGUACACAGGGCAGGUCGGAAGCUAGUGUAUCUAGUGUUGACUACGAUGCUGAUCACAGUCAAUUUGCUGAAACGCAGAAUGCACCUCCUCCGCGCUUCAACGGCCGCGGCAUGCACGAAGAUGAAACUACAGAUGCAUCCUCUGGGCGUAACCAAACGCAGCAUGCAUCCGACCCGGUAUCGCAGCGCUCUGUGUGCGCCUCAUCGCUGAUUACGCACGACAAGAAAUCAGAGCAAGCUCUUGGUGCAUCAGCACCAGCGGAGCCUUCACAGCAUUCACAGCCAUCCGCUGCCGAGGUGGAGGAGGAGGAUAUGUUCACCGAGCUAUCAGAAGACCUAGCCUGUCGUUACCUCAACGUCCUCAUCCACCACUUCCACGUGCGUUUCCACCGGACAAACAAUUCGUACGUGCAAAUGUGGAAGACAGUCCGGUGUACGCUGGCGGAAGAAGCGCAAAAAGUGGAAGAACACUGGUUCAGAGAGACGGGUAUCCUGCCGCCUUUGUGGAGCUCACAAGCAGUUGAGGCAGAGCGAGCUGUCCCUGCACAGGCAGCGGUUCGCACAUCUUGUGAUCGAGUCGAAGCGCACAAGAGCAGUGUACUGGGCCAAGUGCUCACGUCGUUCAUCGACAUGCUUGCACCAGCACCAGCACGAGAACAUGUCGAGCUUGUAUCGAUCACAACGUCGUCUGAUCACACGGUCGCGCUGCAGCUCAUUCUUCGACACUUUGUCAAGAUAGGUUUCAACGACCCUAUCGAAUCGUCGGCCGACAUGUAUUCAAAAGCUCAAAGCCAUGCCAGUUGCCUCGCAAAUGCCUCAACAGCUGAAUGGGAGCCGCUUUCCGACCACCUAACAGCUCUCACCAAAUAUCUCACAUCGACGCUCCGAAGCUUUGCUUCAUCAUGGAGCAACUCAGUGGAUCAGGAAAACCGAGUGCUAAGCCUGCAACUCACCGGUCUCCUGUUCUCAACACGCGCGCUACACGCCGUCAUCGACGGGGACGCUAUUCAGAUGCUCCUAGACAGUGUCAUCUCGAUCGUCGAAGCAGCACCACGCGACUUUUCCACGCUGUCGUCCGCGGGCAGGAUGAUGACAGCGAAUGCGUGUGCGGUGUUACGAGCGGAAGAGCUCGAAGAACACAUACUGGCACCUUUUGAGCACAGAUUGCUUGCGCUCGCACACGAUUCAGACGGCGUGUUGAGGAGGAGCGAGACUUUGAUGGACGAGGCCAUGUCGCGGGUUAGCCAGUUGGCUCCUGUGCAUAUCGUCGGAUGCGACAGAGAUGCUGUGUCGGAAACCGAUCGAUGCGAAGCACACGAUGGCCGUGUUGGCGUGGAUCGCACCAGUCAAGACGAGCAGACAUCGAGCUUGCCGCUUGCACAAAUACGCGUACCACGUAUCGGACGAAUCUCGCCCUCGUACACCAUACAGCAUCGCUCUCCAACUCGCAUCUCUACGCCGCACAUCCAGACUGCAGACUCAGUCAUCAGCACAUCUCAACGCGACUCAAUCGAGUCCUCAACCGCCUCGCUCUCUCGCCCGCAAGAGCCACCGCAAGUAUCACAAGCACUACAGGUAUCACAAGCAUCGUCAGUUACGCAAGAAGAAGACGAGACGCAGUCCGAACACGAGGCGUUGCAACACGAAGCGUUGAGUGCUGGCGUCAGCACGAGCGCGUGUCGUGCGCGUCGUGCGCGUGUGCAGGCGGCAGCAAGAGCGGUGGUGGAUCGUACGGUUUCGCUAAAUGCCAGGUUGGCUGGUCAGCGCGUCGAGAUCGCCGAGCGUCGCAAGCGCGGUUUGGACGUCCUAGUGGCGAGCAGCACAAGGCGCAGGCAGUGA